GCUGGUCCAUGAGCACGGGGAGGGCAACUGGAGCGUCAUUGCACGGUCGCUGAACGGGGCCUUCGGGAAGGACGAGAACCACGGGAGGAUCGGGAAGCAGUGCCGAGAGAGGUGGAACAACCACCUGAGGCCCGACAUCAACCGGGAUGCCUGGACGCCCGAGGAGGAGCGCAGCCUGAUAGAGAUACACAGGCAGCUGGGCAACCGAUGGGCCGACAUCGCAAAGCACAUGCCCGGCAGGACCGAGAACGCGGUCAAGAACCACUGGAACGCCACCCUGCGGCGUCGGGAGCACCCGGACGAAGACAUCGGAGGCAGCGCGUCCAUCCUCAAGGAGUACAUGAAGACGCUGAAUCUGGUGGGCCCGGAUCGUCAGAGGAAGAGAAAGGCUCACCAUGACCUCGACCCCAGCUACAGGCCGUCCUGGGACAACGCCUGCUCGCGCGGUAGGCAGGCCAAGACGGCCCCGAGGCGGUGCACACGCAUGCCGUGCAGGAAGGCUGGCUCCAGGGAGAGGGGAGACUUCAUUGGAGAGCCCUGCGCGGAAAGCGGACCUCGCUUCGUCAAGGAUGUGAACAUGUUCUGGCAAGGGAACAGACACGCCUUGCCGGGCGGGAGGCACUUUGUCACCCAAGAAAACAGGUGCAAGUACCCGAUUCCUGACCUGUACGGCAAGCACACGGCGGGCCACGUGAACUACGCGGCCGUGGGUCCGUCGAGGAUCGAUCCAGGCGUCGGCAGCGGGUGCGUUGAAGACAGGGCGCUGCGAGCACCGUCUUCAGCGGGUCGCGCCUUCCACGUCCAUUCCGCGCCUCAUGAGGCGCGGGUCAAGGUGGAUGGGGCUGUCCACAGCGAUGCGGUGGCCCAUCUCAACGAGUGGGUCGAAUGGCUGAGCGAAGAGGAGCUGAGCGAGCACCGCCAAGGCUUCGAGCCCACCCAAGUGGAUCUGACUCAGAACAGAGCGAGCAUGCAAUACGCCAACAGGAUCCCCAGCGCCCCCCUCACCCUCCAAGCGGCCCUCCGCAGCAAGGAUGCGUCAACUCCAGUGCUGCUGGCAGGAAGGCGAAUUCGAGGCGGGAUAGAGGAGCUCAAGGAUGACCUGCUGCCUCAAAUUGACAGACUGAUAUUUCUUUCGAGAAAUGAGACGCGCGCAGAAGCCUCGGGCUUGAGGGACGAGCUACUGAAAAAGACGGACCAGUUGAUUGAGCAGGUGUCUAGUUUCGAGGAGCAAGUUAAUGAAUUGACCACAGAGGUAUCACAUUUUAAACUGAGGGCAGAGACUCUGGAGAGCGGAGUCGUGGGAACGGCCGUAGAGCAGAACGGCGACGUGCUGUUAGUCAGCCUCACAGAUGAGCAGCUGGCGGCAUUGCAGGGGUUCCCUGACGGCGAGUGUGAGGACCAGAAGCCCUGCUAA
Ostreobium quekettii is the source of this 1414-nucleotide messenger RNA. The record is from the annotation of a GenBank genome assembly. NCBI's taxonomy places the organism in Eukaryota, Viridiplantae, Chlorophyta, Ulvophyceae, Bryopsidales, Ostreobiaceae.